This is a messenger RNA of Cottoperca gobio, 8046 nucleotides long. It is a transcript of the gene dpy19l3, whose product is annotated as dpy-19 like C-mannosyltransferase 3. Gene Ontology annotation, cellular component: nuclear inner membrane. Gene Ontology annotation, molecular function: mannosyltransferase activity. The transcript has 17 exons. NCBI's taxonomy places the organism in Eukaryota, Metazoa, Chordata, Actinopteri, Perciformes, Bovichtidae. Bases 636 to 2918 code for a protein of 760 amino acids. The record is from RefSeq and is a predicted model, not a curated record.
AAAAGGUAGCUUUUUGUUUAGUGUCUGUUGGAGUUCAAGGGAGGAAGAAGUUGCUCCUUGUUUAGGCUCUGGACGACAUGAAGCAGAGGGAAUACGAUGCUGGACGGACCUUCACUUGAAUUCUUCAAGCACCACAUCGGAGAGAUGAGAAUUAUUCAAAGAGCCUCACGGAGGAAAUGUUAAUGGAGAGAAACAGAGAGCAGAGGAUCGGUGCCUUCUGAGAAGUGAACUAGUUUUCGGGGUAAUGAGCAGUGUGUGAACUUGUUAACGCUGCCUAUUCUCUUUGACCUUAAUUUAAACUAAGGAUUAGCCAUCCCAUCAGAGUUCUUGGUGAAAAGCCAAGGCUUGUUUUGCCUCGAGCAAACUCAAAAGAAGGAUUGGGAACGAAACCUGCUACUCAUUCCCUCGUAGAAAGCUUUUACAUAUUUCCUUUGGCAAGGAACUUGAAGCGAUUUAAAAAGCUAAUUUAUUUGGACCGACUUCAAGAAAAGGAAAAACACACCGCAUUUACAUUUAUUGCCGUAAUGGAUUUGGAUCACUUCUAUAGCUCAGAUCAGGAGUAUGCUGUUUAUCUACCUGAAUUCAGCUCAUCAAAGCAUCCAAGAACAUAUUGAUAAUCUCCGUCUUCUCAGGCAAUGGAGCUUCGUAAGAGAGUUAAGCUGAGCAAGCCACAACACCAUUUGGGCCUUUCACAAGAUGCACCAGCUGCAGAAGGAUGCAGCAGUAACAUGAUGUGGAGGACAGAAAGGUCUAAUACCACACAGGAGGGUACAGCGGAGGUUUCUCUGCUCGGAGGAUCCGGUGCUUGUUCCGGUUCAGGCAUUCUACCCCAGUGGCCUCGGCGACAGUGUGUUUCCAUGGCAACCGGGCUGUUAUUAGCUGGGCUGCUGGCACUGACUCAGGCCUGGUGCGUCAACGCCAUACACGAGAAUCUGCUCUGGUUCUCUCAGCUCACGGAAGUGGAGCGGGAGAUCUCGUUUCGGACAGAAUGUGGACUUUACUACUCCUACUACAAGCAAAUGCUGCAGGCCCCUUCCAUACAGGAUGGGCUCUCAGAUUUGAUCCAUGACAACUUGACAGAAUCCAAGAGGACCAUUAAUCUCCUUCAGCGAAUGAAUAUCUACCAAGAGGUCUUUCUCAGUGUUCUCUACAGAUUGUUGCCCAUACAGUCGUAUCUGGAGCCAGUGUAUUUCUACAUUUACACAGUGUUCUCGCUCCAAGCGGUGUAUGUGAUCGCUCUGUACCUCACAGCAUGGCUCCUGUCGGGUUCCUGGCUGGCUGGUACGCUCACCGGCGUCUGGUACAUCCUCAACAGGGUAGAUACCACUCGCGUGGAGUUCACCAUCUCCCUCAGAGAGAACUGGUCUAUGCCAUUCCUCGCGCUACAGGUCACCGCUAUCACCUGUUACCUCAGGCCUCAACUCACCGACUUACAGCAGAAGGUGAUGGUGUGGUUGAUGUAUGUGACAACGUUUUGUUUCUGUCUGACGUGGCAAUUCAACCAGUUCAUCCUGCUUGUUCAGGCUCUCAUCAUAUACACCCUGGACUGUGUCGACUUCUUAACAACUACACAGGUGACCACGUUGUACCUUGUUCAAGUGAGCAGUCUGCUGAGUGUGUGGCUCCUCCAGUUCUGUAACUCCAUGAUUCUGGGAUCACUGGUCCUGAGCUUCAUCGUAGCCGCACUCUUCAUCAGACACUGCCAGUCUGGUCUGAAGACAGGGAGCCUGCUGGUUCGUCUGGGAAAACUGCUUCUCCACAGCAUCAUGGUUCUCCUCCUCACCGUCACCAUCAACUACCUGGCCAAGAAAGCACUUCAGCUCAGAUCAGACGAACACAUCUUUAAAUUCAUCAAGUCAAAGUUUGCCUUGGGGCCGACGAGGGAUUUCGAUGCCAGUCUGUAUCUGUGUGAGGAGGCCUUUGGUCUGCUGCCCUUCGACACACUGGAGCGCCUGGGUGGUACCCUGCUGCUGUACCCCUACAUCCUCACACUGCUGCUGCUCAGCGGCAUGGUGGCAGUGGCUGCACUGCAGAACCUCAGCAGACCUAAAGGUUCAGCUGAGGAGAGGAAAGGAGCCGCAGAGGGGCGAGUGCUGGCUAUCCGUCCAGAUGUGGCCUACAAUCUGUUGCAUACACUGUUCUAUGGCCUCCUGGCUUUCAGCACUAUGAGGAUGAAGUACAUAUGGACCGGCCAUAUGUGUGCAGUCGCAGCCUACGGUGUGUGUGGGAAGGAGCUGUGGACUCUGCUUCUCAAUAAUCUCAGCUGCAACAGUAAAGUUCUGUUAAGGCUUGUCAGAUAUGCGGUCCCGCUGGUGGUGAUCGGUUGCCUGUAUUACAAGUUCUGGCCUAAGCUGAUGGAGGAGCUAUCCGAACUGAGGGAGUUUCAUGAUCCAGACACUGUGGAGCUCAUGACCUGGAUUAGCACAAAGACCCCUAGGCGGGCUGUAUUUGCAGGCAGCAUGCAGCUGCUGGCUGGCAUCAAGCUGUGCACAGGCAGAGUUCUCACCAACCACCCCCACUAUGAAGAUAAAGACCUGCGGGAGAGGACUAAGCAGGUGUAUCAGGUAUACGCUCGCCAGUCCCCGGAGAAAGUCUACGACAUCCUGAGGGCCAUUGGGGCCGAAUAUGUGGUGCUGGAAAACAGCAUCUGCUACGAGCGGAGACACAGGCGAGGCUGCCGACUGCGGGACCUGCUCGACCUGGCCAACGGACAUAUCAUGGACGGACCGGGGGAGAAUGACCCGGACCUCGUGCCUGCCUCUCACCCUCGAUUUUGCGAAGAAAUCAAGACGGACGCGGCAGCUUACACCGCUCUGUUCUCCAGAACAUUCCAGAACAAAACCUUCCAUGUGUACAGGGUCAAGAAGAAACGCAAGAAAAGCACCAAGAGUCUGUCAGAGCCCAGCGCGACUCAGUAGCAGGAUCAGGGUUUGCGAGAAAAAGCUCGUCAGAGGCCAGAGGGGGAGAGAGACGGAGGAGAAGAGAUAAAAGCACUGAAUCCUCACUGUUCUUCUGUCUCCUCUCUGCACUGUGCCCAGCUGUGAUCAUGCCCAUUAUUUUUUUAACACAUAGCUCUGUGAACUGUGGUGUUAGAGCAGUGUGCUGGUUCAAGCUCGGGGCUGCAUUGUUUUAGUUAGUGGAGUGUGGAAGCACCUAUAGGAGUCCUGCUCUGGGCUGCUCUGCCUCCCACCGCCCACCCCGGCCUUCCCCCAGCUCUCACUGGUGAUGAACAGACACAGAAACAAGUGUUAGGCCUGUGAGCAGGCUCCAGAACACCACGAGCAACUCCUCGUCAACUUUACUUUGAAUCUCAUUUCUGCACAGCAUCAUGAAAUGAACAAUAAUACUAUUCAUUGCUACUUAUAAAUAUGUUUAAAUCAUUGUUUUCUCUCAUACAGGGUAGAUUUGGGGUUCAGUAGCAUUUAUCAAAUCUAGAGUAAACAUCGAAUCCUAUCAUCAGAGUCCUUUAUAAACCCUUUAUCAAAUCUAUUUAUGUGUUCGCAUUUAACACAUUUAAGUAACAGAAAUCACAAAUAACUUAAUGAUUGACAUUGAAAUACUCAAUACAUUGUAAUAAAUAAAAGCAUUUCUACAGAUACAUUAGUACAUUACAUGUUUGCUAUUGAGCUCUUUUCAAGAAACAAUUAAAGAUUUGUUGAUUAACAUUAUUGGAAAGAUGGCACUACAGUUCUGACUGAUAUGAGUUAUGAAGUGCAUAUCGGGAAGACAUCAAAAUGUGAAAAACACAUCAAUGUUGAUUUAAACUGAAGCCGUGGGCUCUUUGCAAAUACUCCAACAUAAAAACAAACUAAGAAAUGAUCUACCUUUCUUUUUUUAAUAUAUAUAUAUAUAUAUUUGUCUCUGUGACAAAACAAUUCCAACUGAAGUUGUGGUAAACUAGCUGUUCCAGAGCUUUCGACUGCAUCAGUGGAGUCUCGCUCAUGGACAUGGAUCUGUUCGUAUGCAACUGUUCAGUCCUGGUCUCACCACAAAGCAAAUGAAUCUGUGCGUCUUGGUGAAACAUUUGGUUCUAAUGCUAGUGUGUUAGCUAACCGCUAACACACUAGCCAGCCGAGACAUGCUAGCUCUAUUCAGUCACAGUAGCUGCUUUCUCUGCACUGUGCCGCGGCAGUUUGUUCUCCGUUGUCUGUAUUGUACGCGAUUUCAUUCACUAGAGUUUGCUAGCUGCUUGUUUGGUUGCUAACGGGCCAAUUUCAUACAGUGUAUUCAAAAGUAGUAUUUGUUUCACCGUCUCCUGUCCUCUAAAGGUGCUAUGGGUGAAACACAUCCAUCUGCAUCCACAGCUGAAGAGGCUGAGAGCUCCAGAACAAAUAUAUUUUGGAAUUUAAGUUGAGAUUUUGUUGUUAGACGACUAUUUCUAUGGUCACACAUAAACCUAAUGCUCAUUCCAUAAUAGUAUUUCUGAUUCAAACAUGAAACUGACUGUGUGGUAGUCGGCCAUGCUGUGCACUCAGCUGUAGUAUCUGUGGGGAAAAGCCACACUGACCAUUAGGAAGCCUUGACUCCACAGUUAUAGAUUUUAUCAAUUACCCUUGAAUAGAAACAACGUUGUUAGUUUCAAUUCCCACCUGGGUGGAAGCAGUUUCCACUGGUGCUUAAAUGUGUUUGUGCUGUAAAACUGAGGUCAAAGCUGGUACCCAGUGAUAUUUUUGACAUUGUUGUUGUUGUGCUUGCUGUCGGCUCUGUGAUUCUCAUCAGUGGCAGCCUCAACCUUUUCACUCUCUCUUCUCAUCACGCACGCACGCACACACGCACGCACACACACACACACACACACACACACACACACACACACACACACACACGAAUAAUGUAAGUGGCAAGGAAAUUGCAGCAGGCUGACAACGACGCUGAUUCCCCGCCGCAAUCCAAAAUAGUUUGUGAUAGAGAGAGAGAGGGGGCAACACUUGCAUAUCAAACUGAGGCUUUGUGGUUGGAAAAGAAAGUGGGGAGGAGCAGGGGGAAGUGGGGAGGGCAGGAAAGGCUCAUGUUUAAACAGCAGCGGAGGGGAGAUGAGAGCGUAUCAAAGUGUGGAUUCACAAUGAUCUAGAACACUUCCUCAUCUUUUGUUUCUUCUUUUGAACCAAACGGAAGGCAGAGGAGAGGGGGGGAUUGAAAGGCUGGAGCUGUGGAGGUAAUUAUGGGGUGGCCAGUCAGAGUUGCCUGCUACAAUGAGCCGCGGCACACACCUCCCUCCCACAUCUCUGUCUGCCUAUGUUUGUACGCUUGUUAAUAAGGACCUCUGUCUUUGAUAAUCCACACACUCGCAGAUGCAGACACACUCCUGCACACUGUUGUUGUGGUGCUUUUGAAGACGUUGUUGUUCGUUAACUGUCUGGCCUCAUUGUACCAAUAGGAUCAGUGUGGAACAGCACCACCACCACCCCCCCAGCCUUCAUAUUGGAUGUUUAAUUUAGGAGAUGUCUGAUUGCUUUAUUUUAGAGUGAAGUGAUUCCAUUAUGUUUCCCUAAUAAGAGUGUACCAAUGUAAUUUGUUUUUUUCACCAUUCUUAAUUUCCAUACAUAUUGGGAUUAGUAAUUCAUUCGGAGGCGCGCUGUCUGCAUAUGGUUUCCUUAAUUAAAAGGGGAUGAAGAAACCAUUAACUUGUGUUCAUAUGCAGAAUUCAGAGCAACGCUUCAUUUAGGCUCGUUCUGAAAGAACUAGUCGAUGUUACUGAAACAAAUGUGGCCACUUGAAUUCAUCUUUCUUCUUGGGAAAGGACUCUUUUGAACAAAGAGAGGAACUUAGAGACGUUCUUCAGCGUAACGCAGACUAAAGGCCAGAUUCCCUCCUGUAUCUGUAAUCUUCAGAAUAAGACGACCGACUUCCUCCUACAAAAAAAGUGUUUGUAUAUAUGGCCAAAAGUAUGUGGACACCAUCUCAUUACACCCCUAUUCUGCCACGCCUCUUUAGGAGACUCGCGGCAGUAUAUGGGUAUUUUUGUGAACAUAGCUUUUUCUAUGUUUUUCAGCCUAAUACACACACACACACACACACACACACACACACACACACACACACACACACACACACACACACACACAGCAUUUUAGGUCCCUUAAAACGGAGCUUGUGUAAAACUCCAGCCAGGGUGAAGAUUUUCAGAAACUCCAUUUUCAGUGUUUACUUGUUGACAGAAUAAGAGUUUUCUUGUAACGUCUGAGUGUGUGACAAUUGUCACCAAUGACGCCUCACUGUAAAUAUACAGUACCCUUCCACUAUAUUGGGCAUCAGAAUGCGCUACAGAGGUCACAGCUACUUCCAACACUCCCACAACAACAUUUCCGGUGGCGUGUGUGUGUGUGUGUGUGUGGCCCAUCCUGCCGACUGUCUUUGGCAGCGAUUCAAUUGCGGUUUCAUCUGGACAAUUUGUUUUGUUUUUAAACCAUGCUUUUGUGUGGACAGGAUUUUCUUUUUGAGAAGGAAAGAGGAAAAAGUGUUCCCAUAAAUCCCCGUGUACUCCUGAGUAUUCUCUCCAAUGGGAGAAAUGAACGUGACUACAGAUUCUGACUGAUUCUUUUGCCCCAUAGUCAUCAAAGUAAAUAUUGGACCCAUUUUUCACCAGCCACAUAUCUACCCAACAUAUUUGCGAGGCCCUAACCAACUAACUGUCGUUGUGCUAAAUACAAUAUAAAAACACGAGACAGUUGCGAGACCAUUUCAUAGAACUGGCGCCGCUUGUAACGUGUCAUCUUUAGUUAUAGAGCGUCUUUGAAGACUGUUUUGCACAGUGGAUGGAUUUAGAUAACUAUCUGAAGUCUUAGUUACAUCUCUGCUGUAAUCAAAGUCUAUAUUUUUGGCAACAUUUUGCACGGUGUCCUAACUGAUUUUGGCUGCAGGGAUUUGAUCACAUUCAGCCAUAAGAGCAUUAGUGAGGUCGGACGCUGAUGUUAGGUGAGUCAGGCUCUCUGACGCCAUUCAAAUGAACCCAAAAGUCCGAGUUGUGUGCAUGUGCAGAAGAAGACGAGUAUAUCUGUGUAUAUGUUGUUAGUUUGUUAUCUGUAUGGGUGUUAAUCUUGGUUUUAUUGUGUUUGGGAGCAUGUCUUGUGUAAAAAUGUUAGAUUUGAUCACUAAGAUUAUUAGUAUUCAUGAUGAACUGCAGUUAUGACGCAUGUGCCAUUCUUAGACAAACUAUCUGACAUUCUCUGGAAGCCUCUGAAACAGACGGACCCCACUGGGCUGGUGCCAUGUAAAUACAUGAAAACUAUUUAUCAAUGUGAAAUUUCCACGUGGGGUAAAAGGGUCUAAAGAACACGAGUGAUAAACUGAGUUUUGGACCUGCAAAGUGAGGUUCCACUCUAGUGCGCACUGAGAUAAACGCACAGAACUGAUGCACCUUAAAGGCGACAAAAGAGCUCCAUGUGACCCUGAACUCUUCAGCACAAGCACCGUUACAUGUUUCAUUUGACCUGUCAAUAGUUGAAAGCAGCUACCUGUGUGUGUAUUUGAAAGAGGAAUAUUGUUUUGUAAUGUAUGUCAGUGCCUUUGGUCAUUUUUUCAAUCUUUUCCUUUUUCUAAUAAUCCACUAAAAGUGUUGUACAGCUGGGUUUUCUACUGCAGGACAAACUAGUAAAUGUUAACUCUGAAAUUGAAUUUGUUCUCACGCCAAGCACGUUAUUUGUGGAAGGGACAGGGCUGCAAAUAACGAUUAUUUUCAUUCUCGAUUAAUCUGCCGAUUAUUUUCAAGGUUGAUCAAUUAAUGGUUUGGUCUGUAAAACGUCAGAAAAUAGUGAAAAGUGUCCAUUCCACUUCUUUAAAUGUCUUGUUUUCUCAGUCCAAAACCCAAAUAUAUUUACUUUAAUAUGAUAUAUAAAUGAGAAAAGCUAGAAAUCUCAGUUUUCUGACAUUUCUGCAUGAAAAAUGAUUAUUUAGUUGUUGGUUGACUCAUCGUUGCAGCUCGAGAAGGGAAAUAUAUGUAAGAUACUUGAGUAAGGUUGAAAUGUUCUCUAUUGCCAGUAUUAGAUAUUAGCCACAUGAAUGUUCAAUGGCAGUAUGAUCAAUAAAAGUAUUUCUUUAUUCCAAACA